AUGCUUAAUAACAGACCGCAAGGGAAUUUUCCUAGUAAUACCGUGGUAAAUCCUAAAGAGAACUGUCAAGCAAUUUCGUUGAGGAAUGGUAAGCAAGUGGAGCAGCCUAGUGUACAAAAGUCAGUGGUUCAGAAUGAAGAGUUGGGUGAGAAAUCAGAUACAAAUGCGAAAGGGGUUACUGAAGACCACCAGGGUUCAAACAAGUGUCCUCCCUUUGUUGAUGACCAGCCAGUUCGAGUUCCAUAUCCUCAGAGACUUAUAAAAACUACACUAGAUAAACAGUUUUCUAAGUUUUUAGAGGUAUUCAAAAAGCUGCAUAUCAAUAUUCCUUUUGCUAAGGCAUUAGAGCAGAUGCCUAGCUAUGUAAAAUUUAUGAAAGAGAUUCUGUCCAAGAAAAGGAAGAUGGAAGAUUAUGAGAUGGUGGCGCUCACUGAAGAGUGCAGUUCAAUAUUGCAGAGGAAGUUGCCCCAAAAUUUGAGAGAUCCAGGGAGCUUUACUAUACCGUGUACAAUCGGGAAGUUUGAAUGUAAGCAUGCUUUGUGUGAUUUGGGGGCGAGUAUAAAUCUGAUGCCUUUGUCUGUCUUCAGAAGACUUGGUUUGGGGGAGGCUAGUCCUACAACAGUCACAUUACAGCUAGCAGAUCGUUCAAUUAAACACCCCAGAGGACUCAUAGAGGAUGUCCUUGUUACAGUGGACAAAUUCAUUUUUCCGGCAGAUUUCAUAGUAUUAGAUAUGGAAGAAGAUGAAAAUGGUGAAGAAGUGGUAUUCAAUGUGUUUAAGGCUUUAAAGUUUGCAAAUGUAAAUGAUAGCUGUUUCAAAGUUGACAUGGUAGAGAAAGCAGUGGCAGAAAUUAAUCUCACAGAAGAUUCACUUCAGAAGAGUUUGACAAUUGAGGAUAUAGAUGAUGAGUUAGACAGUGAGGUCCAAGAGUGUGUACAGUGGAUGAAUUCUAAAGGGCCAAUUUAUAAUCGAAAAUAUGAAGAUUUGGGCCAAGGACCUGAAAGACCAUUACCAUUAGUUCAGAAACCUCCAGAGUUGGAAUUGAAAUCAUUGCCUGCACAUCUCCGAUAUGCUUUUCUGGGUGAGAAGGAGACUUUACCAGUCAUUGUGUCUUCUUCUCUUUCUAAUGAGGAGAUGGAAAAACUGUUACAGGUGUUGAGAACCCAUAAGUUGGCAAUUGGAUGGACGUUGGUAGAUAUUCAGGGAAUAAGUCCUUCCACAGUUAUGCACAAGAUCUUGAUGGAAGAUGACAGUAAGCCCUCCAUUGAAGCACAACGUCGAUUGAAUCCAGCAAUGAAAGAGGUGGUAAGGAAGGAUAUCUUGAAGUGGUUAGAUGCUGGGGUGAUCUAUCCCAUUUCAGAUAGUAGUUGGGUAAGUCCAGUUCAGGUAGUCCCUAAGAAAGGAGGGAUUACAGUGGUGAAGAAUGACAAUAAGUAA
Molecule: messenger RNA, 1437 nt
Organism: Humulus lupulus (European hop)
Lineage: Eukaryota; Viridiplantae; Streptophyta; Magnoliopsida; Rosales; Cannabaceae
Exons: 2
Coding region: 1-1437 (478 amino acids)
Source: RefSeq, a predicted model, not a curated record